Molecule: messenger RNA, 390 nt
Organism: Coffea arabica (coffee)
Lineage: Eukaryota; Viridiplantae; Streptophyta; Magnoliopsida; Gentianales; Rubiaceae
Source: RefSeq, a predicted model, not a curated record
AUGGGAAGAGGAACAAGAGGAACAAGAAUUGCUGGAGUUUCUAGGAGAGUUCUAUCUAGAGGAGGUCGUGGUGGCCCAACUCAAGUUAGGGGAGCGCUUUCUACUGAUUCGGCAGUGACCCUUCAGGUUACUUGUGGAUAUUGUGGGAAACCCAAUCACUCCGAGAAUGACUGUUGGAGAAAGUCGGGGAAGUGUUUAUUUUGUGGUUGUGCUGAACAUCAAGUCGCGAAUUGUCCGAAGACACAAAAAAUGGGAAGUAACACUCAGAGGCCAGAAAAGUCAACCUCUAAGCAGACCAGUGCUGGAAGAAGUCGACCGAAAGUGCCGACUAGAGUUUAUGCCCUGGACUAUCAGCAGGUUCCUGAGGCGACUGAAGUGGUUGAAGGUUAA